AUGGCUUCUUCUAGUAAAAGUGCAGAAAAUCUGAACAAACAUGAAAAAAGAUGCACCUGUUGUGGAAAACUCAGAGUCAUUGAAAACUUUAUUCGGCAGGUCGGAGAUUGUUUAAAUGAAAAUGCUACAUAUAAUGCUUGUGCAGAUCAAAAAAAAGGAAAAUCAGUAAAUAUUGUAAGUGAAGAAACUACAUAUUCAGAAAUUUUAAACCUAGCUGAUGUUGAUGAUAAUAUUUCAGAAGAAAGAAUUCUCAUACAUUUUUCUGGAAUUUUUAGAUUAGAGAGCGAAUUAGUUAGUGAUAUAUUAAGUAAUAAUCAAGAAGAAAAUAAUAUUGAAAAUGAUUCUUUUUAUACUACUUACCAAAAACUAAAAUGGCCUUUAAUAACAGAAACAAUGGCCUGUCUAGAAGCUUUGCAGGCUAGACAUCAACAAAAAACUUGGAACCCUUCUCAUAAAUCAAAGCUUGCUUUUUGGUUACAAUAA
Messenger RNA from Dentiscutata erythropus, 483 nucleotides. The record is from the annotation of a GenBank genome assembly. Lineage: Eukaryota; Fungi; Glomeromycota; Glomeromycetes; Diversisporales; Gigasporaceae.